ACUGAGUUUUCUGUCAUAAGCGUAGCUUACGCUUUCUUCUACUCUAACCAUUGUUAAGGUGGAGAAAUUGCCCUCACCACUUCGAUGGGAGGAAGAAACGGUGAUGACGUUGCAAUUGAGAUUGAAAGGAUGUUGGAAAAGGCAGAACCGCUUUUUACAAAUGAAAAUUGCGUCUACCGUGUGCCCAAUGAAAUCCGCAAAUUAAAGAAAGAUGCAUACACUCCAAAGGUUAUUUCAAUUGGCCCUUUUCACUAUGGUGACAAAAGGCUGCAAAAUACGACAAGUCUUAAACAGAUAUAUUGCCAAAAAUUCAUCAAAAGAGCAGGGACAACCUUGGACAAUUUGGUCAGCUGCGUGCGUGACUUAGAGCCAAAAAUUCGUCGGUGUUAUUCAGAGAAAAUUCAGCUUAGCUCCGAGGGAUUUGUGAAAUUGAUAUUAGUGGAUUGCUGCUUCAUAUUUGAGUUUUUCAUGAGGUACACUACUCAUGAAUGGACACACGAUGAUCACGCUAUGCCAUUAAAACCUUGGUUGACAAGUAAUAUAAGAUUGGACUUAUUAUUACUCGAAAAUCAACUUCCUUUCUUCGUUCUGGAAAAGAUCUACAAUGAGGCUUUCACCUCUAGGCUUAACCAUACUCACCCUUCAUUUUUGGAGCUCACUUUUGAAUUUUUUGAUGAUUAUAACACACUGAAAUUGAAACCCAAUUUUACCAUAGAACACUUCACUGAUCUGAUCAGAACAUUUCACUUGCAACCGCGCGAUAGACGACCUUCAAGACGAGGUGAAACAGUUAUGCAACUUGACAGUGCAAUAGAGUUAAGUGAAGCAGGUGUAAAGUUGAUAGUGAAUAAGAAAAGCAAUUGCUUGCUAGACUUGGAAUUUUCAGAGAACUGUCUUGAAAUUCCGGAGUUUAAAGUGGAGGAUUGGACUGAAAUAUUGUUUAGGAAUAUGGUGGCUUUGGAGCAAUGUCACUAUCCUGAUGAAUCCUACAUCACUGAUUAUGUUGUUGUCUUAGAUUUCCUAAUUAACACAGGAAAGGAUGUGGAUUUGUUGGUUCAGAAAGGAAUAAUUAGUAAUUGGAUAGGUGAUAGCAAUGCUGUGGCUAAACUGUAUAAUGGCCUAUGGAAAAAUAUCAUCCAAGUGAAUUUUAAUUCACAUUAUCUUGGCAUUUGUCAAGAGUUGAAUGCGUACUGCAAACAUCCUUGGCACAGAAGAAAGGCAACAUUGAGACGUGAUUAUUGCAAGACUCCAUGGCAAACGGUUGCUUCUGCUGCUGCAAUUAUACUUCUUGUUCUUACCAUUAUUCAAACUGUCUGUUCAAUUCUCCAAGUUGUGCAACAAUAGGUUAGUGCUUAGUUUAAGGUGCUUCUAGUAGUGCUUCUUGUUCUUACCAUUUUAUGUUUGCAUGUUUCCAAUUUUAAGUAUCUGAAUGGUUCGUGCACUCCUUUCUCACUUUGUAUUAAUAAGGUUAUAUUUGUUUGUAACUAAUGGUGAAGAUGAGUCUAACAUUG
Molecule: messenger RNA, 1511 nt
Organism: Abrus precatorius (Indian licorice)
Lineage: Eukaryota; Viridiplantae; Streptophyta; Magnoliopsida; Fabales; Fabaceae
Product: UPF0481 protein At3g47200-like
Exons: 2
Coding region: 85-1344 (419 amino acids)
Source: RefSeq, a predicted model, not a curated record